UAGGCCUGUGGGCUUAACAGGCGAGGAGGCACGGUUUCGCGGAGCGUCCGGGCGCCAUGUCCGCCGGGGCAGUGGCGGUGCUGCUGUCCUGUCUGAGCUGCUGCGGCUCGGCUGUGUGGAGAUACUACGCUAGCAGCCGAAACUACCGCAUUUUUAGUACCAGAAGUACUAUUACAUUAGAGUACGAAGGAACAUUAUUUUCUGAGUGGAGUGUGCCAGGAACUUGUUCUCUGAAAAAUAAACGUUCGCCUAAGACAGAGCUGCGCUGUUCUUCUCCGGGCAUUCAGACUAUAAGACCAAUUGUUACAGGGCCAGAUUUAGAAGAAGAACGCUAUUUAUUUGUGGGCAGUUCUAAUACUUGCUUCAUGUGGUAUCAUAGAGUUAUUCCUUUCCAUCAGAAUUUAACCCAGAUUAUCAAGAUAUGGGUAUACGAUCCAGAAAAUGCUGACCCAAAUGAGUUGCUAUGGAAUGCAGUUGUGCCAUCACUAAAAUCAUUUUGUUGAGAACCAAGAUGGCGGCAUAGGUAAACACCGGAG
Myotis myotis is the source of this 536-nucleotide messenger RNA. It is a transcript of the gene CATSPERE, whose product is annotated as catsper channel auxiliary subunit epsilon. The transcript has 8 exons. NCBI's taxonomy places the organism in Eukaryota, Metazoa, Chordata, Mammalia, Chiroptera, Vespertilionidae. Gene Ontology annotation, cellular component: sperm principal piece; CatSper complex. The coding region runs from base 57 to 503 and encodes 148 amino acids. Gene Ontology annotation, biological process: sperm capacitation; flagellated sperm motility. The record is from RefSeq and is a predicted model, not a curated record.